Molecule: messenger RNA, 1377 nt
Organism: Lentinula edodes (shiitake mushroom)
Lineage: Eukaryota; Fungi; Basidiomycota; Agaricomycetes; Agaricales; Omphalotaceae
Exons: 4
Coding region: 1-1377 (458 amino acids)
Biological process (GO): translation
Cellular component (GO): ribosome
Molecular function (GO): structural constituent of ribosome; RNA binding
Source: RefSeq, a predicted model, not a curated record
AUGAACCGCCUGUCGAGGCAGCUUGCCGCGUCUUCACGGCUGUUCCGCUCCACAAAUGUCCUCGUAGCCAGAACUCCUGCGACUGUAUCGUCUCGCACCUAUGCCAAAAAACGCUCAGGGCCUCGUCGGGACAGCGCGAAGCAACCACAUCCUGCAAAUUCUUCCGAAAUAAGGACUGCUCAAGUCGCACCUAAUACUCGCUCUGAGGCUGCUGCAUUAGCAAACAAGCCAGCAGUGGAUUCCGACCGUGUAAUUCAAGUCAGCAAUCUGGAUGAAUUGCUUGAAGCACUAGAGUCUCAGGCUGGUCAAGAAGCGCUGCUUAUGUUACCUGAACGGGCAUCGCAAGAACUCAAUCAGCUUCUGUCAGAAGUCGUGCAAAGCGACGGUGAAGGAGACGCUCAUACCAUGCACGCCGUGGCGCAACUGCUUUCGAUGUACAAUCUCAAGAUUGAAGUAAAUGUUCCGUUACCUGGAGUACAUGAGGAAGUUGUAUCUAAAGAGCAGGAACUUCAACGAACAGCGGGCGGAGAGGACAAAGCUGAGGCUGACGAGACCGCUGAAACGGAGCAGAUCAUCAAACGUCCCUUCCCCAAUCUCAUGUCUCCUGACCCUCUCAUGGAUUCCCGUGAAGUCCUUGAUUUAAAUCCCACCGCUACAAAUCCGUUCCAUAACCGCGUCAUUGUGCGUAACCACCGCUCGAUUUUCCACGAAGCCAUGGCUCUCGAUGGGUUCAAUUUCGACGACCCUAACUGGACACCAGCGAAAUCAGACCUGGCUGACGAAGAAUUGCAAGUCAACGAGUCCGCUGGUCUCGAGGGAUACCCUGUCGAGCAACUCAUGAAAUUUGUUCUUGUGCGACGAUUUGUCGUUCAACAAACUGGAAAGGGGAAAAUAGAUCAUCACCAGUGCUUUACCGUUGUGGGUGACGGUAACGGUAUGGUAGGACUUGGUAUGGGUACUGAUACAGAGCCUACACACGCUUCGAACAAGUCACACAUCGCUGCGAUCAAGAACAUGGACUACGUCGACCGCUUCGAAAACCGUACUAUAUGGACAGAGAUGUCGGGUAAAUUCCGUUCCACCCAAAUUAAAAUGCGACCACGGCCUAUGGGCUUCGGCCUACGGUGUCAGCCAAUCCUACAUCAAGUGCUGAAAGCCGCUGGAAUCAAAGAUAUUAGUGCGAAGAUUUGGGGUAGUCGGAAUCCCAUCAUGAUUCUGCAGGGUGCUUUGCAAAUGUUACAGGGUGGGCACAAUCCGUUGGGCUUCGGGAAUGGCAUUGGGGGCAAGGGGAAGAGGUUGACCAAGGGGAUUGGUAUGCGAAGCAAGUUUCAAGUAGAGCGCGAGAGAGGAAGGAGGCUCCAUGAUUUCCGAAAGUAA